Messenger RNA from Bombus pyrosoma, 3386 nucleotides. RefSeq names its product N-acetylgalactosaminyltransferase 7 (gene Pgant7). Gene Ontology annotation, cellular component: Golgi apparatus. The coding region runs from base 375 to 2120 and encodes 581 amino acids. The record is from RefSeq and is a predicted model, not a curated record. Lineage: Eukaryota; Metazoa; Arthropoda; Insecta; Hymenoptera; Apidae. The transcript has 11 exons.
AUAACAAUGUGUCAAGCAUUCAUCGUAUGCAAUUUUACGAUGUUUAUGUAAUAAAACUUUAAUAGAUGCUAUAUAUUUCUCAAUAAUGUAAUGUAAUAUAAACUAUGUAAAUAUUAUAGGAUUUGCAUUUCUUUGAUUAACAAGAUGACAUUUAUAAAUUUAUUAAUUUGUAUAAUGAAAAAAUAGUAUGUGGUUUUCAGAGAAUAAAUUUUUUUUCGAAUACCGUACAAUGUUUCCGCCAAAUUCGUACAAUACCAAUGAACGCCAGAUAGCGAUGUUUUAAUAAAUUUUUUGAUUGAAAGUUAGAAAUGUCGAACACAUAUUGGUUUAUGGGAAAGUAGAAUAUAGAAGCAUGUGUGAUUAUCUUAAACAAAAUGAGAAUUGUACAGCUCAGGCGAAAUCGUCUUUUCAGUAUUAUUAUCUGUAGCAUAUUUUUGCUUUACACAUUGUAUAUUGUUAUAAACUUUUUUUCUGACAAGCCUAUUAACAAUUUAAAGGAAUAUUGGUCAGAUAGUCUAAAGGUUAAAGAGUUACCAGUUCUAUCAAAAGAGCUUGGUAAUUUUGAGCUCAAACAUGUAUCAAUUAGAAGUGGACCUGGAGAAGGAGGUAAACCUUAUAUCCUUAGGGAUGAUCAACAGAAUGAUGUUCAACAAUCAGAAAUAGAUUACGGCAUGAAUAUGGUGUGCUCGGAUGAAAUUUCAUUAGAUAGAUCCAUCCUUGAUACAAGAAUGCCUGAAUGUAAACACUGGAAUUAUCCAGAAGUACUCCCUCGAACUAGUGUAAUUAUAGUAUUUCAUAAUGAAGGUUGGUCUGUAUUACUGAGAACUGUUCACAGUGUGAUAAAUCGUACUCCCCCACAAUUUUUGGAAGAAAUUUUACUUGUAGAUGACUUUUCUGAUAAAGAUAAUUUAAAAGGAGAUUUAGAUUCAUAUAUAGAACGGUGGGAAGGUAAAGUAAAAUUAAUAAGGAACGAUAAAAGAGAAGGUUUAAUAAGAACGAGAUCACGUGGUGCACGUGAAGCUAAGGGUGAAGUUAUAGUGUUUUUGGAUGCACAUUGUGAAGUUAAUGUUAACUGGUUACCACCUCUCUUAGCCCCAAUAGCUGUUGAUAGAACUGUGAUGACAGUUCCUAUUAUUGAUGGCAUUGAUCAUAAGACCUUUGAGUAUCGACCUGUGUAUCAAGAAGGACAUUUAUAUAGAGGUAUUUUUGAAUGGGGAAUGUUGUAUAAAGAAAAUGAACUUCCUGCACGGGAGAAAAAAUCUCGACCUUAUAACAGCAUGCCAUACAAGUCUCCUACUCACGCCGGUGGUUUAUUUGCGAUAAAUCGUGAAUACUUUUUGUCGUUGGGUGGAUACGAUGACGGAUUACUUGUGUGGGGUGGAGAAAAUUUUGAGUUAUCAUUCAAAAUAUGGCAGUGUGGGGGAAGUAUUCUUUGGGUACCAUGUUCGCACGUUGGUCAUGUGUAUAGAGGAUUUAUGCCUUAUACAUUUGGAAAAUUGGCUCAAAAGAAAAAAGGACCGCUGAUAACCAUAAAUUAUAAAAGAGUGGUUGAAACUUGGUUUGAUGAUAAACAUAAAGAAUUCUUUUAUACAAGGGAACCAUUAGCGCAAUUGCUUGAUCAUGGCGAUAUAUCAGAGCAGUUAGAAUUUAAAAGAAGGAAAAGGUGUAAAAGUUUUCAAUGGUAUAUGGAAAAUGUUGCUUAUGAUGUUUUCGAUAAAUUUCCCGAAUUACCACCUAAUAUUCACUGGGGAGAGUUGCGAAACAUAGCGACAGGAAUGUGUUUGGAUACAAUGAGUCAUUCGCCUCCUAGUUUAAUGGCUACUACUGAUUGUCAUGGAUUUGGUAAUAAUCAGUUAAUUAGAUUAAACGCAAAAGGUCAAUUAGGUGUCGGAGAACGAUGCAUAUCUGCUGAUAGUCAAGGAGUGAAAUUCGUAUUUUGCCGCUUAGGGACUGUAGAUGGUCCAUGGCAAUACGAUGAGAAAACGAAGACGCUUUUACACAGAGUGCACAAGAAAUGCAUGGCACUUCAUCCUCAAACUCAACAGUUAUCACUAAUGCCAUGUGAUAUCAAUAAUACGUAUCAACAGUGGUCUUUCCAUCAAAUUCAUCCAAAGUGGUGAAGAAACGUAAGUACUGGUGCUGUUUGCAUAUGAGAUGUUUCAUGCCGAAUUAAACUAUACUCAUUAAAGACUUUUGGCAAAAAUCUAUCUAUGCAUUGACUAUUCUUUUGUACAAAAAAUUGUGUUUACGUUACAUGGUGUUUUAUAUUUCCCUACUAUAAAUAGCUGGAAUAUUUGUGCAAAAUCAAAAAUGCGUAAAAAUCAUAUUGUAAAUUUUUCUUUAAAAUUUACUUUAAAAUAACAGUUAUAAAAUACUUUUAAAAAAAUAGGGCUGUAAAAUCUUAACAGCGCUAAAAUAAGACUUAUAUCGUCAUUUGAAACCGUAAAUAGGUCAUGAUCAUUAAUGAAAUGAAGAAACUGCUCAUUUUGAUACAAUUUCAAUGAAACUGUUUUAAUAUAAUGCAAUAACAUAAUUUAUUAAAAUGCAGCCAUGUUUGAGAUUCUUUCAUAUAACUUCCUAUAAUGCCGAGUAUAUUGACACGUCAUGGUUUGUCUUAGUUUAUCUAUUUUUUGAGUAGUAGAAUAAGAUUAGUAGAAUCACUUUCUUUAAACAAAGGUUCCCUAUAUCUGCUCGAGAUAAAAAAGAGAUUGCUGCACACAUUCGCGUAUCUACCAAUCGUGCAAAAUGCUUACAAAUGUUUGUGAGCAUUUAGAGAUGUUAGCAAAUAUUGGUGGUAAAUAUUUAUUAAAUAUCGCCCAAAUACUAAUAAAUAAGGAUAGAUAAAGGUAGUUUUUGAAGAUGGUAGUAGUCUUGUCUCUUCAUCGUGCCUUCGUUUGUUUGAUAGUUGUGAUUUGUAAGAAAUCCACAACCACAUAAGGUGCUAUUCGUGUGGACAAUACUGGUUUAGGGUCUUAUUAUAUUUCUUCUGUCGAAAUUAUUGGAAAGAAUUUACUAAUGUUAGUAAAUAUUUAUGUGCAUACGUGUUCCAUCUGUGCAUUGACUGGUUAAUAGGCUUGCAAACGUUUAUGAACUAUUAGUGUGAUUGGUGGACACGCGUCUUAAACAGUUGCAAGGAAUGUAUAUGUUUCAAUCAUUUUAGAGUGCAUUUCGCUUAAAUUAUCGAUAUAAUAUGAGAAUGUGUGCUUCCGUUUUCGACUGAUUUUUCUUAAGAGAGCAUGUUACUGACAUAGUUUUGUAAUGGUUUUUAAUCUUUUAAGACACACUUUCAGGCAAUAAGUUACUUAGCAUAAUGUAAAGAAAUAAAAGGAAUGUUUUAUCACAGGUUAUGUACUAAUAAAUAAAGUAAAUAUAUAAUUUGUAAUAAU